This is a messenger RNA of Carcharodon carcharias (great white shark), 634 nucleotides long. RefSeq names its product small nuclear ribonucleoprotein Sm D3. The record is from RefSeq and is a predicted model, not a curated record. Gene Ontology annotation, biological process: spliceosomal snRNP assembly; RNA processing. Lineage: Eukaryota; Metazoa; Chordata; Chondrichthyes; Lamniformes; Lamnidae. Gene Ontology annotation, molecular function: RNA binding. The transcript is spliced from 3 exons. The coding region runs from base 121 to 501 and encodes 126 amino acids. Gene Ontology annotation, cellular component: catalytic step 2 spliceosome; U5 snRNP; SMN-Sm protein complex.
CGCUGGAGGCCCUCUCGCCGCGGUGCUCCCUGGGACGGUGGAGGCCCUCUCGCCGUGGUGCUCUCUGGGACGGUGGAGCAGUGUUAAGAGCUGAAGCGUGUGGUGCUGUGAGACUCAAUCAUGUCGAUCGGAGUUCCCAUCAAAGUGCUGCAUGAGGCGGAGGGCCAUGUGGUGACCUGCGAGACCAACACAGGGGAGGUUUACCGGGGAAAACUAAUAGAGGCCGAGGACAACAUGAACUGUCAGAUGUCAAACAUCACUGUCACCUACCGUGAUGGACGUGUGGCUCAACUAGAGCAGGUCUACAUCCGUGGCAGCAAGAUUCGCUUCCUGAUCUUACCAGACAUGCUGAAAAAUGCCCCCAUGUUAAAGAGCAUGAAGAACAAGAACCAGGGAACGGGGGCUGGCCGAGGGAAAGCUGCAAUCCUCAAAGCUCAAGUGGCUGCCCGAGGGAGAGGCCGUGGGAUGGGCCGUGGAAACAUCUUCCAGAAGAGGAGGUGAGGCAGUUCCUGCCUUUUCCAUCACCCAGCAGAAGUUCCAGAAUUGCUUUGUGUAUUUGUUAUUUUAUAAUUCUGUAGAAUGACGUGAAGUCCAAUUUAAGGUUUGUGGUAAAUAAACACUUUCUUUUCCAUAA